Molecule: messenger RNA, 1296 nt
Organism: Maylandia zebra (zebra mbuna)
Lineage: Eukaryota; Metazoa; Chordata; Actinopteri; Cichliformes; Cichlidae
Gene: nit2
Product: nitrilase family, member 2
Biological process (GO): oxaloacetate metabolic process; L-glutamine metabolic process
Cellular component (GO): mitochondrion
Molecular function (GO): omega-amidase activity
Source: RefSeq, a predicted model, not a curated record
CGGAAUCACAUGACCGGACUGUGGCGCGGUGUAGUGAGCAGAUAGUCCUGUGUGUACAUGUCUACUUUAGCCAAAGUCAUGUCCAAGUUCCGUCUGGCGGUGGUUCAGCUGCAGGUGAGCAGCGUCAAAGCAGACAACCUGAGCAGAGCCCGGAGGCUGGUGAGGGAGGCUGCAGGACAGGGCAGCAAAGUGGUGCUGCUACCGGAAUGCUUCAAUUCUCCAUAUGGGACCAGCUUCUUCUCCAGAUAUGCCGAGAACAUCCCAGGAGAAUCCACCCAGGUGCUGUCGGAGGCAGCAAAGGAGAACGAGGUGUAUCUGGUGGGAGGAUCCAUUCCCGAGGAGGAUGGUGGGAAGUUGUACAACACCUGUACAGUGUUUGGCCCUGAUGGAGAGAUGAUUCUUAAACACAGGAAGAUUCACUUGUUUGACAUCGACGUUCCCGGAAAAAUCCGCUUCCAGGAAUCUGAGACGCUGAGCCCGGGGAGCAGUUUAUCGCUGUUUGACACACCGUUCUGCAAAGUGGGUGUUGGGAUCUGCUAUGACAUGAGGUUCGCGGAGCUCGCCCAGCUCUACAGCAGGAAGGGCUGUCAGCUGCUGGUUUACCCCGGAGCCUUCAACAUGACCACAGGCCCCGCCCACUGGGAGCUCCUGCAGAGGGGGAGGGCGCUUGAUAAUCAGGUGUAUGUGGCCACAGCAUCACCUGCCAGAGAUGAAGCUGCCUCCUACGUGGCCUGGGGUCACAGCACCGUCGUGAACCCGUGGGGGGAAGUCAUUUCCAAGGCUGGACCAGAGGAAGCUGUUAUUUAUGCCGACAUCGACCUGCAGUAUUUGGCCGACAUCCGGCAGCAGAUCCCGAUCACAUCUCAGCGUCGGGACGACCUCUACGCGGUGACGUCAGUGCAGGAAGGCUCGAGCUGAACUCUGAACCUCGGGUCCAGCUCUUCAAAUCGAGCAAAAAGGAUCCUGUAAAGUCUCAUCCAUGUGAUUCUUGUUAAAGUGGAUUGAAGAGAGAAGCAGGCCUGCAGCAGCUUGCUGUCUCACUGUCCAGCAGAGGGAAACAUGAGAAUCACCUGGACAGUCGCUGAUUGGCUGUUUUAAGAUAACUUGAAUGAAGAAACUUUGCAUUAAAAGCUGUGACUUUUGUAUCCAGUGCAGAUCUAGUUAAAAGCUUUUUGAUGAGCAGUGACUCAUUUAUCAUUUCUGGUUACAGAUGAAUGGGAAGACUGGCCGCUUGUUUGUUUUCAGAGCUUUCUUUGUUUCUGAAUCAGUGCUCAAGAAUAAAAAACAAACCUGAAA